This is a messenger RNA of Loa loa (African eye worm), 205 nucleotides long. RefSeq lists its product as hypothetical. The transcript has a single exon. The record is from RefSeq and is a predicted model, not a curated record. The annotation marks the transcript as partial. NCBI's taxonomy places the organism in Eukaryota, Metazoa, Nematoda, Chromadorea, Rhabditida, Onchocercidae.
AUGAUAACAAUAAGUCUUCCGGAAAGCAUACAAAGAAUAACAGUGAAUAGAGAGAGAGAGAGAAAGAGAGAGAGAGAGAGAGAGAAGCGGAGAAGAAGAGGAACGCUAACUGGUAGGUGCUUGGUGGUAGCGAACAAGCAUUUAUAUGCCCAGCGUAGCGUUGACAAGGUAUCGGAACAGAACUGUCAUCGGUGUCCGGUAUCCG